AUGGCAGGCAACUUUAACUGUGUUUCAAUGACUUGGGAUGACUAUGAGCAUGGCGAGUUGUCGAUGGAAGUAUCCCCAUGGGACACCGCAUCUCAGAUUGGCCUCGAGUGGGCACAACCUUCUAAUCACGGACCGACGAGGAUCAGUCCCAAUCCAAACCAGAGAUCCAACAUCUUGGAUCUUGUAUUCUUAGCUCCAUCUGAGAUCUUAAUCUCGAUGCCCAGAUUGGAGCACAAUCUCCAGGACAUUCUCCAGGAUCUUGCGGCUAUUCCUGUCACAGCCCCAGCUACCAAGGAAGGCAUUGAAGCUUUAGCUGAUGCUAUCGUGACAGCGUUCUCAGACAUGUGGCUUGCCCAUUCGACCGAGUCCAAACCUACCAAGUGCUCCAAGUCCUGGUGGACAGACGAGUGCUCAGAAACAUUUGGAGUGUAUCAGUUGAGUUGUUCGCUCGCUGAUUACAACAAGUUUAAGAAGGCAUGCAAAGACGCCAAGCGUGAUUUCUUUGAUGAACACAUCGCGGAGAUCGCUACCUCUUGCAAGCGCCCAUGGGACCUGAUGGAAUGGGUAAAACAGCGCAAGCUACCACCCUGUGAGGCUAUUCGCAAUGGUGACCAGCCUUGUCAUGAUAUGGAUGACCUCUGGGACGCCCUACACGGCACGUACAACUCGGCCUCUGGUCACGAGUACGAUGCCUCAGUCUUAGACGAGCUUCCUGACGAGCCGGUCCGUGAGUGGGCUGACUUUUCGGAGCAUGAAUUGUUGAGUGCCCUUAAGGCAGCCAUGUCUGCUAGAAAUCUGUAUCAAAUACUGUAUUUAAGCAGGGUAUACUCACAUGUCAGGACUGUGAUUAAACAGUCCACCCAUGGAGAGGCCGUUGCUGUGCAUGCUGGGGCUCAAUGCUUUGAGCGGGACCCAUCAACAUGA
This is a messenger RNA of Cyclocybe aegerita, 924 nucleotides long. The record is from the annotation of a GenBank genome assembly. NCBI's taxonomy places the organism in Eukaryota, Fungi, Basidiomycota, Agaricomycetes, Agaricales, Hemipholiotaceae.